AUGACACAAGCCCUCAAUGGCCAAACUGAGUUUGAAAACAACUCGCUCGGUGAGAUAGCCUGGGAAGAGGCUGCAGCAGAGAUUCGUUGCGACAGAAUGCCAAAAUAUCAGUGGAAUAGAUUGACUGUUUUUAUCUUGAAUGAAGGAACUCCAGCAGGAAAGAGAUCUCACAUCAUUGGUUUUGAUCUGAUAAGUGCAGAUGCGGAAACCCCGAACAUCACACUUGGGCAUCGGCUACCAGGAAGCCAAGUAACAAUCAACUUCUAUGGCCAACAUCUGCGAGGAUUUAUAAUAAUUACCGGUGAUAGUGGAAUCCGUGGCUUAUGCCCAGUCUUCAACAGCGAAACCAUCCCAAGUUGGAUAGGUGACUCGGAACAAGAUGAGAUGGGCAUGCAAAUUAUUCUGAAGGAUGAUGUGAAAGCCAUUUCGGCAAAGUUCGAUGGGCACUAG
Messenger RNA from Penicillium vulpinum, 450 nucleotides. RefSeq lists its product as uncharacterized. Bases 1 to 450 code for a protein of 149 amino acids. The record is from RefSeq and is a predicted model, not a curated record. NCBI's taxonomy places the organism in Eukaryota, Fungi, Ascomycota, Eurotiomycetes, Eurotiales, Aspergillaceae. The transcript is spliced from 3 exons.